Panonychus citri (citrus red mite) is the source of this 2134-nucleotide messenger RNA. Its product is annotated as maspardin-like. The coding region runs from base 122 to 1258 and encodes 378 amino acids. The transcript is spliced from 4 exons. The record is from RefSeq and is a predicted model, not a curated record. Lineage: Eukaryota; Metazoa; Arthropoda; Arachnida; Trombidiformes; Tetranychidae.
UAUUGGCCUCUUAACUCACCUGGUUGUUGAUGUUGAUUUAUUUUGAUUUAGUUAAUUUUGUUUACAUUUUCUUCAUGAUUAACAUGCUCAUAGUUGUCUUAUAAUCAACAAUUAACAAGAAAUGUCUAAUUUUUUCAAUAUCGUCUCUGGUACUAGUGGACUUUGGAGCAGCGAUUUAUCAAAUGGUGAAGCUUAUCAGUCUUUUCGAGCCAGUAUACCACAGAGAAAGGUUGUAGUUGAUGCCGAUGGUCUCAAGUCCUGGACACUUUACGAUGCUGGGCCUAAAGAGAUUACCUGUCCUUUGAUUUUUCUUCCUCCCGUUUCCGGAAUAGCAGAUAUUUUCUUCCAACAGAUCACUUUUCUAAGCAAGAUGGGUUAUCGUGUAAUCUCCGUUGAAUAUCCAGUCUAUUGGUCACUCAGAGAAUUUGUCUAUGGGUUUUUUAGACUCAUUGAACAUCUUCAACUGGAUAAAGUUCAUGUUUUUGGUGCUUCUCUUGGUGGUUUCUUGAUACAAAAAUUUGCCGAGCUUACGUCAAGAUUUCCUCGUGUCCAGUCAUUUAUACUAUGCAACAGUUUCGCGGACACAGCAAUAUUUCAUCACACAGAUUCUGCAAUGUUAUUCUGGAUGAUGCCGCCGAUUAUAUUGAAAAGGAUGAUCAUGGGAAACCGAUCAUUGGCAAUACAGACCCGGGAUAAAACCAUCCAAGAUUCAAUUGAUUUCAUGAGUGAACGACUGGAAAGCCUGACACAACAAGAAUUAGCCUCCAGGCUGACAAUCAAUUGUGUCAGCUCUUACGUUGAUCCUAAUGAGUUACGAAAAAUUCCUAUUACAAUUUUAGAUGUUUUUGACAAGUGUGCAAUUAGUGAACGGGUGAAACAAGAGCUCUACAGAAUGUAUCCCACCGCUAAGCGAGCACAUUUAAAGACUGGGGGCAAUUUUCCCUAUCUAAGUAGACCCGAUGAGGUUAAUAUGCAUAUUGUGAUUCACCUACGACAAUUUGAAGGUACCCGUUUCUCAGCUAAACUUGAAUCAACCAAAUCGAUUGACAAUUUGUCACCUUCCCACUUACUACCCGAAAAUGGAUCUACAAGUAACGAGCUUAAUAGUGACAAUUUGGACGAGGAUCAAGAAAACUGUAAAAAUGAACCAAACCAGGAGAAUAAGAUAAAUCAAGAAGCUCAAUUAAAAGGAAAAGAUGAUUUCCAAUAUGAAGAUGAUUACAACGAGGAGAAAGGUUUACUCUAUGAUGUCUCAUGACUAGCACUGCCUCCGGCAUCAUUAUCAUCCUCAUCUUCAUUAUUACCAUACCCGUUACGACGCCGACAACGAUAUGAACAAAUUAAACUCAAAUCGAAGCAGUUAAAUCCUUCAUCUGAAAUUUGAAUCUAUUCAUCAAGUUUAUACACAUAAAUGAUUAGAAUUAUAGUUUUGUUAAUUAAUAGAUGAUAGUUUUAACUUUUCGACAAGUUGAUCGUGAGAUUAUUAUUGGCAUCAUUUAACCAUAAAUUUGAUACAUUUUUAGAUUAUCAACAAUCAAAGAAAGAGAGAGAGAGAAAACAAAAGUUACAAUUUAUUAAUCGAAUGUGCCUCAACAUUUCCAAUUGAGAAAAUCAAUCAAUUACUAACAAUUUUCUUAAUCAAUCUAUUUUCUAGCACAAUCAAUUGUACACUUAUAUUAUUGAAAAUUAAUGUUUCUUCAGAUUGAUUGUGAAAAAUAUGAUCAAAACAAUCAACACAAUCAACAGUAUUCAUUCAUAUUGAUUCAUAUAAAUCAACCAACUGGAUUGGAAUCAAUUGUAUUCAGUAUUGUCCAUUAACCUUAACCUAUGCCUGAUUAUUAACUAUCACCCAAGAUAAUUGUCAUUGAAUCAUCAUCACCAACAUCACCAACAUCAUCAUCAUCAUCAUCACCCUGAUUUAUAUUAUCAUGCUGUUUGCUAACGACAACAAUUAAUUUACCUCCUGAUGUGAAGAGGUUACAAAGAAAAUUAAUCAACUUGAUCAACGGUUAAUGAACAAAGGACUGAGAGAAACAAGUAACUACAAUGAAAAAUUGAUUAAAUGAUUAAGUCCAUUGUGAUUUAUUAUUCCGAUAGUAAAAAAAACAUGAUGAAUUAAUCAAAUCAAUUCUAA